This is a messenger RNA of Eutrema salsugineum, 897 nucleotides long. Its product is annotated as putative pre-16S rRNA nuclease. The record is from RefSeq and is a predicted model, not a curated record. The coding region runs from base 200 to 712 and encodes 170 amino acids. Gene Ontology annotation, biological process: rRNA 5'-end processing. NCBI's taxonomy places the organism in Eukaryota, Viridiplantae, Streptophyta, Magnoliopsida, Brassicales, Brassicaceae. The transcript is spliced from 7 exons.
CAUUUCCUUGAACAACUGUGAGACACAAAAUUGCUGCUUUCACGUUUUCGAAUUAUACCGAAACGAACUGGAAUAAACCGUUUCCGGUUCAUCCUCUAAACCCUUCCAUCAUCUUGCUCGACCUUCUAGUGGCCAUUUCGUCGCUUCCUUUCGCCAGAUUUCGUGCUCCGGCGCCUGAAAGUUUUCGCCUUUUUGAGAAAUGAAGUAUGUGAAGCCAUUGAGAUUAUUGGGCGAUGCGUUGAAGACAAAAGUGUCAGUACCUGGGAGGUUUCUUGGGUUAGAUGUUGGUGAUAAGUAUGUUGGAUUAGCUAUUUCAGAUCCUUCAAAUAUGAUUGCAACUCCAUUGAGUGUUUUGCUUAGGAAGAAAACAAACAUUGACUUGAUGGCUACAGAUUUCCAGAACCUGGUCAAAGCAUUUUCUGUGUCGGGCUUAGUCGUUGGUUAUCCAUUUGGCAAACUGAAUAAUGUAGAGGACGUUGUCACUGUGAAUCUCUUCAUUGAGGAACUUCGUAAAACCGAAAAACUCAAGGAUGUGAAGUACACAUACUGGGAUGAGCGGUUAUCAUCAAAGACCGUUGAACUGAUGUUGAAGCCCUUGAAACUGCAUCCAGUUCAAGAGAAGACAAUGUCGGACAAGUUUGCCGCGGUGGUUAUACUUCAGGAGUACUUAGAUUACGCAAAUAGGUAUGUAAACACUGAGCCAGCAGAGUAAAAGAAAAGCGGGUAAUGACAAGUUUGAUUCGAUAUUAACAAGCUCCUCCUCUAUUUAGCUAAAAGAGCUAGUUUUCGAUAAUAAUUGAUUUGUUAUGAAGUUGUUGUAACAAGCAUACUUGUAUCUCUUACGAAACUUUGUUUUUAGCCGUGAUCGUAUCUUUUUAGGCAAUUCAUUCGUUGUUU